Molecule: messenger RNA, 1531 nt
Organism: Marmota flaviventris (yellow-bellied marmot)
Lineage: Eukaryota; Metazoa; Chordata; Mammalia; Rodentia; Sciuridae
Gene: Znf485
Product: zinc finger protein 485
Biological process (GO): regulation of DNA-templated transcription
Source: RefSeq, a predicted model, not a curated record
CCCAAUCGCGCAGCUCGGGUGGUAGUCGUCUCUCAUCGUUCAGUUCCAGAGUCUGGCCGCCUAGAGAAGCCGGGGUCCUGAUCCCCGCCGGGGUUGGCGGAUUGGCUAACGCAGGAUUCCCUGCCAUUACUUGGAAGAGACAGAUGGCGCUAAGACUACCAAGACCCCAGAUCCAGGAGUCAUUGACAUUUGGGGAUGUCACUGUGACCUUUACCCGGCUGGAGUGGAGACACCUGGAUGCUGUCCAGCAGGCCCUGUACAGGGAUGUGGUGAUGGAGAACUAUGGGAAUCUGGUGUCUGUGGGGCUUCUCUCUUCCAAACCCAAACUAAUUACUCAGUUGGAGCAAGGAGAGGAGCCUUGGAUGGAGGUGCAAGAGGUUCCCUCAGUCCAAGAGUAUUGGCCUAAAACAAAGAUGUCAGCCCUAAGGCAAAAUCCUUCUGAAGGAUCUGUUCUUGGAGAGCAAGCAAAAACUCUCAUGUUGGAAAGAGGCCUGGAUUGGGAGAGCAGAAACUCCACAGAGAAGAAAUCCUAUAAAUGCAAGGAAUGUGGGAAAGUCUUCAAAUAUAACACCUCCUUUAUUAGCCACCAGAGAAACCACACUCAUGAGAAACCAUAUAAAUGUAAAGAAUGUGGGAUAGCUUUUAUGAGCAGUUCAUCUCUUUUAAAUCAUCAUCAAAUUCAUUUGGGCAGUCCACCUUAUAGAUGUAGUAAAUGUGGGAAAUUCUUCAAGAAGCCAUCAACAUUUAUUAACCAUCAGAAGAAUGAAUCUAGAGAAAAAUCCCAUAAAUGCAAUGAAUGUGGAAAAGCUUUCAGAAAGAAUUCUAUCCUUUUAAGUCAUCAGAGAGUUCACACUGGCCAGAAACCCUACAAAUGUGAAAUCUGUGGGAAAGUCUUCGCUCAGAAUUCAUCCCUUACACAGCACAAAAGAAUACAUAGUGGAGAGAAACCUUUUAAAUGUAAUUCAUGUGGAAAAGCUUUCAGGGAUAGAUCAACUAUAUUGCAACACCAAAGAAUCCAUACUGGUGAGAAACCAUAUAUGUGUAAUGAAUGUGGAAAAGCUUUUUGGAAGAGCUCAGCUCUUAAUAAUCAUCGAAGAAUGCAUAUAGGAGAGAAACCCUAUCACUGUAAUCAAUGAGGGAAAUCUUUCAGGUACCGCUCAUCUUUGAUUUAUCAUCAAAAGACUCAUAGUGGAAAUAAACCCUAUCAGUGUAAAGACUAGGAGAGCUUUCAUGAAGACCUCACCCUUCCUGGACAUCAGAAAAUUCAUACUGGAGAAAAAUCCUAUCAAUAUAAGAAGUGUAGGAAGUUGUUUUGGCACCACUCAGGUCUUAUUGAGCAUCAGAGGCUGCAUACCAGAAAAAAACCUUACAAAUGUAAUGAUGAAGGAACGAGUUCAGCCCUUAAACAACAUAAGAAAAUUCAUAAUCAAGAAAGAGCAGUCUAAUGUUAGUGUGGUAACUCAUGCAGGAGUGGUUUAUUCCUUCCUAUCAUUAGAGGAGACAUUCAAUAAAUUACAUAUUUGAAAAAAUA